CUUUCAUGGUCUUUUCAAAUCGUCACUCUUGCUUCAGAAACCAAUUCAUCCCUUCAAUCUUCCAUAUUCAGUGAUCUCAAAGCUACAAAUUCUAGCCGAAAACGAAAAUGCUUCAAGAAAUUUUCAGUCCCUUUGAGACCUAUCAAUGCGAUGCUUUGAAAUCCAUCUGUGAGCGUCUUCUUGAAGAUGAUGAUGAUGGUGUCAACGCAACAUUUUAUGCACCAACUCCUGCAAACACGUACUCAAGGAGUUCAAGCUUCAGCAAUCUCUUGCUGAUGGACAGUUGGAGCGAGCUGCCCCUAAAAGUCAAUGACUCGGAGGACAUGUUGGUAUACGGCGCUAUGUGCGAUGCGCUCAAUUCUGGGUGGACGAUGCCUUCGUCUUCGAAUCAAGAACUUGAUUUUGAAGUGACGACCAUUGAUAAUAUUGGUCUAGCCUCGAAUCAAGGACUUGAUUUCGAAGUGACGUCCAUCAAUUAUAACAGCAAUGGUUUGGCGACGGAGAAGAAACUGGAGACGGUGGAGCAGGAGGUACAAGUGUCGGUCGAGAAGACACAUUUUAAAGGAGUGAGAAGGCGGCCAUGGGGAAAAUACGCGGCGGAGAUAAGGGACCCCAAGAAGAACGGGGCAAGGAUUUGGCUCGGGACUUACGAGACACCUGAGGAUGCGGCAUUGGCCUAUGACCGAGCAGCUUUUAAGAUGAGGGGGUCCAAGGCCAAGGUUAACUUUCCUCACCUCAUCGGCGCGACUGAGUACGAGCCUGUCAGGGUCAGCCGCAAGCGUUGUUCUGCCGAGCCUAGCUCGCCAUCCACAUCCAGCGAUGACGGCUUGGUGACGAGCACGAAGAGGAGAAAGAGAGAUGUCAAUGUGGGUGCUGAGGUGGAUUUUGGAACUCAAAACCCCUUUCCCAUAUCGGAUAUUGGUUUUUGGAGUGGGGAUGAACAAUUUGUACUUUGAUCAUGCAAACUGCAAAGACAUUGUUUUGAUUAAUGAGAAGUCAAUCAGGCAUUUUUUGUUGCAGAAACUA
This is a messenger RNA of Syzygium oleosum, 1026 nucleotides long. RefSeq names its product ethylene-responsive transcription factor 13-like. Gene Ontology annotation, biological process: ethylene-activated signaling pathway; regulation of DNA-templated transcription. The coding region runs from base 108 to 956 and encodes 282 amino acids. NCBI's taxonomy places the organism in Eukaryota, Viridiplantae, Streptophyta, Magnoliopsida, Myrtales, Myrtaceae. The record is from RefSeq and is a predicted model, not a curated record. The transcript has a single exon. Gene Ontology annotation, molecular function: DNA-binding transcription factor activity; DNA binding.